CCCACCCUCAUCCGCCAUGGCCGUGUGGACAGAGCACACCAACGCCGCCGGGCGCAAGUACUGGUACCACACGCAGGAGAAGCGCAGCGUGUGGGACAAGCCCGACGAGCUGCGCACGCCGCGCGAGCGCGCCAUGGCCGCGACGCCGUGGAAGGAGUAUGCGGCGGGCGAGCGCCGCUACUACGUGCAUGCCGAGACCAAGGAGACGACGUGGAAGGUGCCCAAGGAGCUGCAGGACAUCUUCGACACGAUGCCCGAUGAGCCGGCAGCAGCGGCGGCUGCCACGCCUGCCGCUGCUGCUGCUGCUGCUGCCGCAUCGCCCGCCGCGGGCACUCCGCUCUCCGGCGGCGUCACUCCCGCAACAGCCGCGGCCGCCUCUCCGGCGCAAGUCGCUGCUGGGCACAGCAGUCCCGGCGGCGCCGCUCGGCCCGUCUACUCCGGCCCGCCUCCCGGCUUCGCCGCUCCCGCCGCAGGCUCGCCCAACGGCGGGCUGGCCGGCUCGCCUGCUUCUGCCAGCCUGCCUGCUCGUCCCGCCGUCGACGCAGCUGCGCCCGUGCCCUCUGCACCGCUGCCAGCCUCGCUUCCCCAACGCGUCGUUCCCGUCGGCCCCGCCUCCAGCGCGCCGUUUGCGCCCGGCGCAUUCGGCGGGCCGGGAGGCGGCGAGGCGGCAUUUGUGUCGCUGCUCAAGGGCAAGGGCAUCGAUGCAUCGUGGACGUGGGAGAGCGCCAUGCGAGAGAUCAUCACCGAGCCGCUGUACAAGGCACUCAAGAGCAUGAGCGAGCGCAAGGCGGCCUUUGCAAAGUACGUCGCCGAACUGCAGCGCGAGGAGAAUGAGCGCAGAGAGGCGCAGGUCAAGGAGCUCGAGCCGGGAGUGCGCGAGCUGCUGGAGAACAUGAAGCAGCUCAAGCCCUUCUUCUCCAUCGAGGCGACGAACCAGAUCCUCGCAAACGAGCCAAAGUGGAAGCAGCUCAGAGAGGUGGGAGAGGAAAAGGCGCGCGAGCUGUGGGAGACGGUCAAGAAGGAGUGGAAGGAGAAGGAGACUGCGGCUCAACGCGAGCUUCGUCAUCGCAACAUGGACAUGCUCAUGUCUCUGCUCCUCACUUUCGAAGCCGACGUCUUUACGCGCUGGAAAGACGCCCAGCGCACCGUGCUCGAGUCCGACGAGUGGGCCACCGAUGCCCAUCUGUCGACGAUGGACGCGGCGGACAUGAUCAUUGUGUUUGACGAGCACAUGCGGGCGCUGGAGAAGGAGAAGGAGACCGAGGCGGCUGCGGCACUCAAGAAGCGCAGACGCGAUGAGAGACGCAGGAGGGAGCAGUACAAGCAGCGCCUGCAAGAGCUCGUCGCAGAUGGCACCUUGACGGCGCGCACGCCCUGGCCGACAAUCUACAAGCUCGUCAAGCACGACGCCGACUUUGCCGAGCUCGCAGCUCAGCCGGGCAGCUCGCCGCUCGAUCUGUAUUUCGAUGUCGUGGAUGAGCUCGAGAGCAGGCUGCAUGCGCGCACGAAGCACGUCGAGCGCCUGCUCGAGAGCGCGGGGACUGAGGCGGCACACAUCGACGAGAAGACGGAGUUUGAGGACUUCAAGCUGCGCCUGAAGAAGGCAAGCGAGCAGGACGGCGAAGGCGCAGAGGUGCUCAAAGACGAGAAGGAGCUGCGGCUCGUGUUUGACGAGCUCGUCGAGCGCGCCGUGCGUGCCCAGGCCGAACAGCGCCGGCGUGCGGAGCGUCGCCUGCGCCACCUGACCGAGGAUCUGCGCUAUGCGCUGCGCAAAGUCUCGGCGCUGCCGGUCGAGGACGAUGCGGCCCUCGAGCGCCCGUGGGAGGAGUGGCGGCCCAAGCUGGCGGCGCUGGAGCUCAAGGAGUGGAGCGAGAUGCAGAGACUGGACAUUGAGGAGGACAAGGUUGACGAGUCGAGAAAGAGCGCGUGGGAGCGCUUCGUCAGACGUCAGAAGGAGAAGAAUGAGGAGCGCAGAGCCAAAGAAGGCAGUCCCCACCUCUCCUCCUCAUCUCGCAAGCGCAGAGAUGCGGCGGCCGACGAAGAGGAAGACAAGUCUCGCCAUCGCAGCAGCAAGCAUGCGCGCUCGAGCCGCGACGCGCGUGACGCGCGGCCGGCCUCGGGACGCCGUGAGGAGGAGGAGAGAAGGAGAGAGAGACCUACGGAGGGAGAGGAGAGUGCGCGCAAGAGAGCGCGCCACGAGGAAGAGGACAGCGAGAAGGAGGAAGGCGAGGUGUGAGGCAUUGCAGCUGGCAGUACGCGAUGCAAUGCCACCUGCUCUCUCCUCUG
Tilletiopsis washingtonensis is the source of this 2286-nucleotide messenger RNA. RefSeq lists its product as hypothetical. Lineage: Eukaryota; Fungi; Basidiomycota; Exobasidiomycetes; Entylomatales. Gene Ontology annotation, cellular component: U2-type prespliceosome; U1 snRNP. Gene Ontology annotation, biological process: mRNA cis splicing, via spliceosome. Gene Ontology annotation, molecular function: RNA binding; protein binding. Bases 17 to 2236 code for a protein of 739 amino acids. The transcript has 6 exons. The record is from RefSeq and is a predicted model, not a curated record.